AGACGGCGGGCGGCGGUUGCCCGACAGCGGCGGAGCCCCGGCCCAGAGCGCGCGCCCCCCGGACCCGGGCCCCAGAAGGCCACCUUGUGACCAAGAGGACAAGCAUCAACAGUGAAUUACCAAAAUUUUGGGAAAAGAACCGAUGGUGAAAUUUCUGCAGCCAUGGCCACCCCAGACGUGAAACCAAAAUCAAUAAGUCGUGCCAAGAAGUGGUCAGACGAGAUAGAGAAUCUGUACAGAUUUCAGCAAGCAGGGUAUCGAGAUGAAAUAGAAUACAAACAAGUGAAACAAGUUGCCAUGGUAGAUCGUUGGCCAGAGACAGGGUAUGUGAAGAAACUUCAGAGGAGAGACAAUACUUUCUACUAUUACAACAAACAGAGGGAAUGCGAAGACAAAGAAGUCCAGAAAGUGAAAGUUUAUGCUUACUAGUACUUCCUCCUUGAAUUAUAUGCUAUUUGUAAAAAAAUGUGAUUUCGUGUUAAAACUGUGCAUGUUUGUGAAAGUAAAUCUGAUCUUAACUUGUAGUGAGUCUGAUAAGCCC
Messenger RNA from Tachyglossus aculeatus (Australian echidna), 541 nucleotides. It is a transcript of the gene MEIG1, whose product is annotated as meiosis/spermiogenesis associated 1. Lineage: Eukaryota; Metazoa; Chordata; Mammalia; Monotremata; Tachyglossidae. Gene Ontology annotation, cellular component: nucleus. The coding region runs from base 163 to 429 and encodes 88 amino acids. The record is from RefSeq and is a predicted model, not a curated record. The transcript is spliced from 4 exons.